CGGGCCGUUGCUUCGGCGGGAGGGCGGGCGGACGUGCGCGUGCGCGCGCGAGAGCCGGGAUCUGUGCGCUGGAGCGGCCGCGAGCCAGAGGCUGGCUCCUUCAGUCAGUGAGGGGGAGAGAGUGAGUGACGCGGUGGAGGUGUAAGGGACUGACGCGGUGUUUACGUCUCGGUGUGAGUGUCCAGUGGCAGCAGAGAGAGCCGGGCACUGAGGGAAAUAAAACCGGAUCCAAGCAGGCUCCAGGCACUCAGCACAGACCUGGGAGUGAAUCUGGCAUAUUCCUGGUAACAAUGGAUUCCAGUGCAGAAGCUCAGCAUGGUGACACUGCAAUUUCAGAAGCGGAAACUCACCAGCUAGCAGUGCAGACACAAGCACAGCUUGCCACUAUAGCACAGGUAACCAUGCCUGGGAUCCAGUCAACAACCAGUCCAACAGUAACCUUAGUGCAGUUGCCUAAUGGCCAGACUGUUCAAGUCCAAGGAGUCAUCCAAGCAGCUCAGUCUUCAGUUAUACAAUCACCUCAUGUUCAGACUGUCCAUAUUUCCACUAUACCAGAAAGUGAGGACUCCCAGGAAUCUGUGGAUAGCAUGACGGACUCACAGAAACGUAGAGAAAUUCUAUCUAGACGGCCUUCGUAUAGGAAAAUCCUGAAUGAACUAUCGUCUGAUACCCCUGGUGUGCCAAGAAUUGAAGAGGAGAAAUCGGAAGAAGAGUCUGCCCCGACUGUUACUACAAUGACAAUGCCAACACCCAUCUAUCAAACUAGCAGCGGGCAGUACAUUGCCAUCACACAGGGAGGUGCGAUUCAACUGCCCAACAAUGGCACAGAUGGGGUGCAAGGACUCCAGACGCUAACAAUGAGUAACACAGCAACAAGCCAAGGUGGAGCAACCAUUGUACAGUAUACCCAGAGUCCUGAUGGGCAGCAGAUCUUUGUGCCGAGCAGCCAGGUGGUUGUACAAGGUGCCACUGGAGAUGUCCAGACAUAUCAAAUCCGUACCACUCCAAACUCCACUACUGGUCAGGGAAUGGUAAUGGCGUCGUCCCCAGUACUUCAGAACCAGCCCCAGAACGCUGAGGAAACCACUCGCAAACGAGAAAUCCGCCUCAUGAAAAACAGGGAAGCAGCAAGGGAGUGUCGUCGCAAGAAAAAGGAGUAUGUGAAAUGUUUGGAAAAUCGGGUUGCUGUGCUGGAAAAUCAGAACAAGACGCUUAUUGAAGAACUCAAGGCACUCAAGGACCUGUACUGCCAUAAAUCCGACUAGCACGCCCUUGUCAUUCUUGCGAAUGAAAAACAGACUUGCCCCAAAAGACUAUCAGCAUGAGCUGGGCGACUCUGCUACCUUUUCUAAUUUCUCUCCUACACGGGGGAGAAAAAAAAAGCAAAACUGCAUGGAUGCAGUUCCGGCAGCUGCACGGCCAUGCACCAGGAAUCAUGUAUCGGAACACAGGAUCCAACCUGGUCAAAUCUAUCUUCUUUGGAACUCGAAACAACCUGGAACCUGGUUUGGGCAAUUGUUUUUUUUCCACAUGAACAAUUUUGUAUACAGACUAACUUAUUGGUACAAAAAAAAAUUCUUGUCUAGUGUGACCAGGAAAAAUCACAAGCAAAAUUUUAGUUUAGUGUGGUGACUCCCCCACCACCAUACCUACCACUUUAUAUUUUCCUCCUUAUUGUUGAUCUGAGCACGGUGUUAUUGCAAUCAUACCAUCAGGCAAAGUGUUAUCUUGCAUCUUCAGCCAUGGCCUUGUCUUUGUUGCAUCUACGGGCCAAUAUUAUUCAAGGCACACACUUUUGAGGCAGAACAGAUGGCUAUGCUAUCCUUUACUCAACUGUGCCACUUGUAGAAUAUGCCUGAUUACAGCCCAGCAACAAUAUAAAACCACACCAAACAAUUUAGUAAGCCCACGUUGAGGCUGAAACCCCUUUUUUAACCAGAGAGUAGUGAAUGUCAAGCGCCUUAACUGCUUUGCUUACUGGCCGUUCAAUUAGUCUACUUUUUUUUUUAAACUUAGUGUGAAUUUUAAGAGUUGUUGGUUUGCAUUAUGUAUCUAUAUAGAUUUUUCUCUCCCUCUCUUUCUCUCUCUUUAAAUGGUGUUGUGAUCAAGCCAGAUUGUUCUGUCAAUGAAACCUGAACUGACUGAACCUAUGGCCAAAGGAAGGUGAGGCUAGAAGGAAUGCUGGUUUUGUAUUUAUCAUUCAACAAAGAAGUAUGUGAUGGAUCAAACCAUAAAACCAAUUAAUACUGUAAAGCAGCACCCAUGGUGAUGUGGGUGUGAAGAGCUGUUUUUUUUGAGCAGGGUGGGGAAGAAUAAUUAUUGUGAAACUGGUCACCUUGUUGAAUGCCUUUGCACUGUAUUAAUAACACUUUACAUUUUUAUACUGUAUAUAUAUUUCUAUAAGAAGUGUGACUCUGCAAGGAAAAAGGAAACUAGAAAAAGACCAAGGACUUGUGAUGCAAAUCCAUGGCCGCACUCUGUAUGGAGAGCAAUGCUGUUCUGUUAAUCUAAGGUUCAGCAUCUUGUCCCCACUCCGCAAAAUAAAUUAGUCCAGUGCAAGUUUUAACAGAGCAAACUACUUCUUCAAAAAUUCCUUUUUAAAAGUGAUGUACCAAUGGCAUAAUAAACUAUGCAAUGCAGGGUAUUGCAUGAAAAGA
This is a messenger RNA of Pristis pectinata (smalltooth sawfish), 2657 nucleotides long. It is a transcript of the gene creb1b, whose product is annotated as cAMP responsive element binding protein 1b. NCBI's taxonomy places the organism in Eukaryota, Metazoa, Chordata, Chondrichthyes, Rhinopristiformes, Pristidae. The transcript has 9 exons. Gene Ontology annotation, cellular component: nucleus; ATF4-CREB1 transcription factor complex. Gene Ontology annotation, biological process: regulation of transcription by RNA polymerase II. The coding region runs from base 291 to 1265 and encodes 324 amino acids. Gene Ontology annotation, molecular function: cAMP response element binding; DNA-binding transcription factor activity, RNA polymerase II-specific; protein binding. The record is from RefSeq and is a predicted model, not a curated record.